Molecule: messenger RNA, 510 nt
Organism: Hydatigera taeniaeformis
Lineage: Eukaryota; Metazoa; Platyhelminthes; Cestoda; Cyclophyllidea; Taeniidae
Source: the annotation of a GenBank genome assembly
AUGGGGAAAAUUUUUGGAGGCAUUUGCUCACUUUCUGGCGUUCUCGUCAUAGCCCUUCCCGUGCCUGUCAUUGUCUCCAAUUUCGCACGCAUCUACCAACAGAGUCAACAGGCUGACAAAAAAAUCACCCAACAAGCUUUGAAAGUCGCGCGAUUCAAGAUUCUUGAGCAGGAGCAACAUUCGGCCUUCUUGAUGGGCAAGCGACUGGCGGAGGCACAUAUUAAUGCGCUGCACAGGACCAAAGGUGACAUGGCAAAGUGCAGCAGCGAGGCGGCGACACCUGAAGCAAGUGUCGAUUACGUGGGUACUAUGGCAACCUGCGGAGUGCUGGAGACUAUUCAAGAGGAGCUUGACGAUACACGCUCGCUACUCAGCCAGCUCACUAUGAGUCCCGUGCAACUGCAGCACUACCACCUUCUCAUCUGCCUUGAGCGACUAAUCGUAAGCCUCCCUGACGAUCAUUUAUUCUAUGCGGUAGCCAAAUUAAUAAGGGAAAUUUCAACUAUAUGA